Trichomonas vaginalis G3 is the source of this 210-nucleotide messenger RNA. RefSeq lists its product as uncharacterized. Bases 1 to 210 code for a protein of 69 amino acids. NCBI's taxonomy places the organism in Eukaryota, Parabasalia, Trichomonadida, Trichomonadidae. The record is from RefSeq and is a predicted model, not a curated record. The transcript has a single exon.
AUGAAUACUCAGGAGAAGACAGAAUUACUAAUGAAUCUCCAGCGUUUUAGCGCUCACAGAGCCAUUGAAAAUGCUAACGGCAAUCUAGAAAGGCUCAACCUACUCCUAGAAAAUUCAAUAAAAUCAUCCGAAAUACGUGGACUGAUUGCACAAAACAUGCGCUAUACAGUUGAUGAUAACCCAAACAUCAGAUGGAACAAUCGAUACUAG